GGCUCUAUAUAAACGCAACAAUUUUAAAGCGUCUGCUACAUACAGCCAAAUAGAGGUGCCAGUUAAACAUAAACGACCCAACAGCCCUAUAUCAGUUGCCUGCCGCCUGCGCCCGCAGCAGGAUUGUGUUACACGGCAGGAUUUUUAAUGAAAACGAACGCCGCCGCCCGACGCAUUCCUGCAGACAUGUAGUUUAUCGGAAAUGACACCACGUGGCUGGAUUGCAACAAUCGCAUAGUACAAAACACGAAAGUUCCGAACAAUGUGAUAUUUCUACGUAGUUUUACUCUGAAUUAUUUAUUGGCAACCCCUAAUUUUCAACAAUGGUGGACCAAGACAGUUCUCCGGACCUUUCUCUCAAGCUCAGGCGGGGAUCUAGCGAUUCUAGAGAAUCGUUUUAUAUGGAUUUCGAUAGGGGUAUCGACUCCGAUAUUGAGGAAAUGGCUACUACGUCUGGAGCCGAUGUUGGAGGCGAUACCACGGGAGAGAUCACCAUUACCCCCACCACCAUAGGUACAAAAAUCGAAGGAUCGAGUUGGCCAACGAUCCCACCGCAAAAUGUGAGCGGAGGCAGUCGAAGCAGCGCUGCCAUGUUAGGGUACGCCGAUCCGCUUUUACCUUCUCCAGCCUCCCCCAGUGCGGUUAUAGUCUCUCCGGAAACGCUAAGCCGGUCAUCCCCUACAAAAUCCACUGCCAAGCAUCUUACGGGACACGCGGUGCAUAUUCAGAGCCAUAAGACAAUUUCGACGGCCCCGUUAACGAUAUCAGGAUAUUACUACCAUCAGCAGCAGUUUCCCGUAAUUCGCCGCCUGUCCAGAGCGGAAAAACAAGUCGAAUGGAGACAACUAGGAGCAGACGCGCUCGCGACCACACUGUCGGCCCUCUACGGGAAGCUGCUGGUUGUCAUGGGUACGGCGUUUCCAAUGGCCGAAGUCAUCUCCACGUAUAUUCCACCGUCAUUUUACGAAGCUUACUACCUCUACCUUUACAUAGGAAGCAUGUUUUUCCUGUUGUAUAUGUACACAGUUCUACUCAGGGACAAACGAAAGUUGAAAAAGAAAAUUCGCGAAAAAGUCAACAAAUCAGUUGAAACCAAAGAAGAGUCGAUUUCAGACGAAGAAUCUGAUAACGAUACAACCAGCGCCAGUGUAAGCAGUAUCGAGGAUCAAAAGUAUCGUCCGCGGAAUUCAUCGAUAUCGACUUCCAGCGAGAAACACAAUCACUAUGGGAGCUUUUACCUUCGGAUGGGAGCGGUAGCAUUUGGGAUAGGCAGCAUGAUUUACUCGGGUCUAGAAUUUGGUCAAUAUUUUGAAUUAGAGAGGAACACGAAGUGCCACAAUGUACUUUUGGCGCUAACUCCUGCAACUCGCAUGGCCUUUAUUUUUAUACAAAUGUAUUUCAUCUUUUUAAAUAACGAACAAAUGCGGGUGUAUAAACAUAAAUUAGCUGCAAGAUUCGGCCUGAUGCACAUGAUCGGCACAAAUUUGUCAGUCUGGCUGAAUGUCUUAGUUCAAGAAACCAAACACGAAAUACUGACGUUUUACAAUCCCGAAAACAAUUCGCUAAGGAUAUCGCACCGGAUUCCUUACAAGGGCAAUGUGCUGGGUUUGCCCUUGGUAGGAACCGAACAUCCUCCGGAAGCUCACGGGCAUCACAUCGUGGCGAGAGGCCUCAAAGGCCCUCAUCAUCUGUACGAAUGUCGACGGACUAACAUAAUAGGCUCCCUUGUUCAAGACGCGUCACCCUUCCUUUUCCCCUGCACUAUUGAGUACAGCCUAAUAUGCGCGGCAAUCCUUUAUGUGAUGUGGAGAAGCAUAUCGAAGCUGCCAAUUACGACGUCUCAGAUGUUGAAAGCAAAGUGCGACGUUAACGCUUACAAAAAAAGCCCCCAUCACUAUUCGGUGGACUGUGCCAGGGCGCAUAAGGGCUUAUUCGUCGGCAUUCUGUUCCUGGUGUUGACAAUUAUAUCGUUGAUUUUGUUUUUCGUCUUAAUUUCGCGUUCCGAAUUCGUCGGCCUCGCUGUGAUCGAGGUGAACAUCUGCGAGCUCGUAUUGUACGGUAUGACGACGCUCGCAUCGAUGAUAGGCAUGUGGCAAGUGAGACAGCUCAAAUACGACGGAACAAAAAACCUUCAGCUGGAUAAUAUUCUCCUGGUCGGAGCUCAAACCGGAAUGUAUAUUUACAGUACGUUCACUAUAAUCGGCGGCCAGUUCACCAUACAAAAAAAUACGGUGUUGGUCCUGGUGACCGCCGUGGCUUCUCUCUUGCAGACCACGUGUCAAACGAUUUUCAUUCUCGACGCUUCUCGGAGAACUUGCGUGACGCCCGACCAAAUCCGAAAGAAGCCCGGGCGGGAAAUCGUGACGUUUUUGCUCGUUACCAAUUUGGCGAUGUGGGCGAUCAAUACGCUGGAAAAAUCGAGGGCCGAAUCGCAUCCGAUCCAAUUGCAUUUCUACGGGUUGUGGGCGUGGACUAUCAUUACGCACGUCUCCAUGCCUCUGGCCAUAUUUUACAGGUUCCAUUCUACAGUGUGCUUGUGCGAAAUUUGGAAGAGGGCCUAUAAGAUGAAGCCGACAUACAUGUAGCAAUUGGUCAAAGUUGAUUGGUUGGAAAGGUAUUGAUGGAUUGACACGGGUGUGCGCUUAUUUUUGACUUUGGAAUCGGUAAAAAAUCCAUCAAAAUGGAGAUAAUUUAUGAGUUAAAGAAUUAAAAAAAAAAUCGAAGAUAUUACCAGUUAUCUCAGAAAAAAACAAUGCAAUGCACUUGGAAACUGGAAAACAUUUUAUAAAAUGUAUACACCAAAAAAUUUAUGUUCGUAAACCAAAAGUAACGUGCAAAAUAAUUUUGAGAUAGAGAUUUCAACAAAAAGUACAACAAAAAUUAUUAAUAUUGAUCUUAUAUUUAAUUUGGUUUUGUGCUAAAACAUUUCUUUUCGAAAUUUCGAAAAAAUUUCACCGUUAGUCUAAACCUUUUCAGGUCGUGACAUUUUGACGGCUCGUUAAGGUUGACGUAUUGUUUAUAAUUUUGUAUUCAAUCGUGUUAAAGAGACAAAGAAUAGUUUGGGCUGUUAAGUUGGAUAGAACCCCUUUUACGUGCUCCACAUUGUAAAACCCAUUACGCCAAAAAAGUGGUGAUGCGAGUGGUUUCCAAUCCAUAACUUUCAUCUCGGCUACGACUUUUUAGAAAUUUAUCAAUUACUUGUUUGGGUAUGCUACACCAACUACUAAUUGCAAACAAAUAAAAAAAAAUCCGGCCACCUCUCCAAUACUCCUUCACAGAAAAAUAGGCAUUCAGACAAUCGAUCGCAAAUGUAAGUUGUGAAAGACACGGGCCUGUUACUUUGCAGGUCAUACAAAGGACUCUUUUCCACUUCAAUAUUUUUCUUCUACAAGUAUGGUAUUGAUUUUCCUCUUGGGAGAACAAUGUCACUUGUUAUUUUAAGUUUUUAUUAUCAAAAUGCAGGGUGAGUAGUACAUAUUCUCAUAGCAAAUACUAAAUACCUACUUUCCAUAGAUAGUAGAUAUAUCGUGUAUCGGGUACAAAUUUCGGGAUCAUAAUUUGUAGGAUUUACCAUUUUUAUACAUUUUUACCUACUGUAGCUAUUAAGGUCUUUGUACGUCAUUAGAAAGUGCAAAUGCAAAUCGUCAAUGUGGUAUUUAACUCGAUGUAAACUAUAUUCGACGCGUAUGUAUUUUUACGUUUUCAAUAAAAUCAAAAUUUCAAAUUAUUUGCUAUGGUGGCAUACCGUAGUAGUUCUGAGGGCUUCAUCUUAAUUGCAAGCAGGUGCUGACAAACAACUUAUAGUAUAUUUUUGAACAGUGUAUUUUGUUUAUCCAAUAUAUACAUAAUUGAUGCGAAAUCUUUUAUAGGAUAUUUUUUUCAGCUUAAAAAAGUCAAUUAUCUUUUUUUCGUUAUGAAAAAAUGAAAGCAAAGGAGUUCGACGUUUAAUAUGUAUUGGUGGUAAUCCGGGUGUUCAUCUGUUCGUUGUUUGACCCUGGAGUAGGAUCAUCCGCCUGACGUUUCGCCAAAAUAUCACUUGGCA
Molecule: messenger RNA, 4042 nt
Organism: Cylas formicarius (sweet potato weevil)
Lineage: Eukaryota; Metazoa; Arthropoda; Insecta; Coleoptera; Brentidae
Product: proton channel OtopLc-like
Exons: 8
Coding region: 324-2585 (753 amino acids)
Biological process (GO): proton transmembrane transport
Cellular component (GO): membrane
Molecular function (GO): proton channel activity
Source: RefSeq, a predicted model, not a curated record